GCGGAGUCGUAAGUUGAAGCAACCGCCGCGCCGAGCAACCUUAUCCACGUCCCGCCUCCCUUCCUCCCCGCCCGCCCGCCGCUAUAAAACCCGCGACUCCGCCCGUUGCAGAGACGAACCAUUGGCUCUUCCCCCAGUCCACAGUCCACGCGCACACCAGCGGACACGCCGCUCGCUCGCGGAGCAACCAACCUCAGCCUUCCCCGGAGAGAAGGAGCGGUCGAGGAGGAGGCCAUGGCCGGGCGGAGCAGCCCCUCCAUGGUCGCGGCGCACAGGCUCUUCGCGCCGCGACACGCCGCGGGGGGCGCCGACCAGGGCGUGGAGCUCGACGAGGCGGACGUCAUCUGGGGCGCCGGCGCCGGCUACUCCUCCUCGCCGUCGUCGUCGCCGCCGUUCUUGUCCUCCGCGGGCGACCCGUACGCGCGGUUCCCGGCCGUGGCCGCCCCAUCCAAGCCCAAGCCCCGCGGAGGCGGCGGAGACCCGGGACCGGCUUCGGUGCCGGUGAACAUCCCGGACUGGUCCAAGAUCCUGGGCGCGGACUAUGCCGGGAGCUGCGCGGGCGCGCGCGGGUGGGCGCACGACGAGAGCGCCGACGCCGAGGAUGGCUCGAGCGGCUGCGGCGGGCGAAGCUGGGUGCCGCCCCACGAGAUGCUGCAGUGCCGGGAGCGCGCCGCGGCGUCCUUCUCCGUGCGCGAGGGUGCCGGGCGCACGCUCAAGGGCCGCGACCUCCGCCGCGUCCGCAACGCCAUCUGGGAGAAGACCGGCUUCCAGGACUGACGAGUGACAGCCUCACCGCCGCCGCCCACCUUGACGGCAGCGACCGCCGCGACCUCAUUGAUCCCGUUCUCGCCUUGAGGAGGAAGAGGAGCGCUCGCUUCACUAGUGGCCUUGACCUCAUGGAUAGGUUUGACGAGU
Messenger RNA from Phragmites australis (common reed), 915 nucleotides. RefSeq names its product protein S40-4-like. The transcript has a single exon. Bases 235 to 777 code for a protein of 180 amino acids. NCBI's taxonomy places the organism in Eukaryota, Viridiplantae, Streptophyta, Magnoliopsida, Poales, Poaceae. The record is from RefSeq and is a predicted model, not a curated record.